GGCUGGUAAGUCCCUGCUGGCGGAGCAGCGGCGGUCCCCGAGUCAACUUUCACCCCCCCCCCCACCCCUUUGCUUCUGCCUCGCCAUUCUCUUCUCCGCGAAAGAUGGCUGUUUGGAGAAGGGGGAGAAGUUAGGGGGUCGCCGGCGCGGGGCGAAGGAAGGCGCGACAGCCUCAGCAGGCGCGGGCGGAGGUUUCUCCUCUGCCAACUCCUCCCGGACCAACACUGACUGCUGAAGGAAGGUUGUGAGUCUGCAGCCCGUCUUGUUCGUUCUUCUCCAGAGUCCCAUGAUGAGCUCGCCAGUGCAGCCUGAUGGGGUGGCUGGACGAGAGCAGCUCUUGGCUCAGCAGAGAAUGCACAGUAUGAUCAGCUCAGUGGAUGUGAAGUCAGAAGUUCCCGUGGGCCUGGAGCCCAUCUCACCUUUAGACCUGAGGACCGACCUCAGGAUGAUGAUGCCUGUGGUGGAUCCUGUUGUCCGUGAGAAGCAACUGCAGCAAGAGUUACUCCUUAUCCAGCAACAGCAGCAAAUCCAGAAGCAGCUCCUGAUCGCCGAGUUUCAGAAACAACAUGAGAACUUGACACGGCAGCACCAGGCGCAGCUCCAGGAACACAUCAAGUUGCAACAGGAACUUCUAGCCAUAAAACAGCAACAAGAACUCCUAGAAAAGGAGCAGAAACUGGAGCAGCAGAGGCAAGAACAGGAAGUAGAGAGGCACCGCAGAGAACAGCAGCUUCCUCCUCUCAGAGGCAAAGAUAGAGGACGAGAAAGGGCAGUGGCAAGUACAGAAGUAAAGCAGAAGCUUCAAGAAUUCCUAUUGAGUAAAUCAGCAACAAAAGACACUCCAACAAAUGGAAAAAAUCAUUCCGUGAGCCGCCAUCCCAAGCUCUGGUACACGGCUGCCCACCACACGUCACUGGAUCAAAGCUCUCCACCCCUGAGUGGAACAUCUCCAUCCUACAAAUACACAUUACCAGGAGCACAGGACACGAAGGAUGAUUUCCCCCUUCGAAAAACUGCCUCUGAGCCCAACUUGAAGGUGCGGUCCAGGUUAAAACAGAAAGUGGCAGAGAGGAGAAGCAGCCCCUUACUCAGGCGGAAGGAUGGAAAUGUUGUCACUUCAUUCAAGAAGCGAAUGUUUGAGGUGACAGAAUCUUCUGUCAGUAGCAGCUCUCCAGGGUCUGGUCCCAGCUCACCAAACAAUGGGCCAGCUGGAAACGUUCCUGAAAACGACACCUCGGUUUUGCCACCUACUCCUCAUGCUGAGCAAAUGGUGUCCCAGCAACGCAUUCUAAUUCAUGAAGAUUCCAUGAACCUGCUAAGUCUUUAUACCUCUCCCUCUUUGCCCAACAUUACCUUGGGACUUCCGGCAGUGCCAACGCAGCUCAACGCUUCGAAUUCACUCAAAGAAAAACAGAAGUGUGAGACCCAGACGCUCCGACAAGGCGUCCCUCUGCCUGGACAGUACGCUGGCAGCAUCCCAGCGACUUCAAGCCAUCCCCACGUUGCUUUAGAGGGAAAGCCCAAUAGCAGCCACCAAGCACUCCUGCAGCAUCUCUUAUUGAAAGAACAAAUGCGACAGCAGAAGCUUCUCGUGGCUGGUGGAGUUCCCUUACAUCCUCAGUCUCCGUUGGCAGCAAAGGAGAGAAUUUCCCCUGGCAUUAGAGGUACCCACAAAUUACCCCGUCACAGGCCCCUGAAUCGAACCCAGUCUGCACCUCUGCCUCAGAGCACAUUGGCUCAGCUGGUCAUUCAGCAGCAACACCAGCAGUUCUUGGAGAAGCAGAAGCAAUACCAGCAGCAGAUCCACAUGAACAAACUGCUUUCGAAAUCUAUUGAACAACUGAAGCAACCAGGCAGUCACCUCGAGGAAGCGGAGGAAGAGCUUCAGGGGGACCAGGCGAUGCAGGAAGACAGAGCGCCCUCUAGUGGCAACAGCACUAGGAGCGACAGCAGUGCUUGUGUGGAUGACACACUGGGACAAGUUGGGGCGGUGAAGGUCAAGGAGGAACCAGUGGACAGUGAUGAAGAUGCUCAGAUCCAGGAAAUGGAAUCUGGGGAGCAGGCUGCUUUUAUGCAACAGCCCUUCCGGGAGCCCCAGCACACACGUGCGCUCUCAGUGCACCAAGCUCAGCUGGCUGUGGUUGGCAUGGAUGGAUUAGAGAAACAUCGUCUUUUCUCCAGGACACAUUCCUCCCCUGCUGCCUCCAUUUUACCUCAUCCAGCAAUGGACGGCCCCCUCCAGCCUGGCUCUGCAACUGGAAUUGCCUAUGACCCUCUGAUGCUGAAACACCAGUGCAUUUGUGGCAAUUCCACCACCCACCCUGAGCAUGCUGGACGAAUACAGAGCAUCUGGUCACGACUGCAAGAAACUGGGCUGCUAAAUAAAUGUGAGCGAAUUCAAGGUCGAAAAGCCAGCCUGGAGGAAAUACAGCUUGUUCAUUCUGAACAUCACUCACUGUUGUAUGGCACCAACCCCCUGGAUGGACAGAAGCUGGACCCCAGGACACUCCUAGGUGAUGCCUCUCAAAAGUUUUUUUCCUCAUUACCUUGUGGUGGACUUGGGGUGGACAGUGACACCAUUUGGAAUGAGCUGCACUCGUCCGGUGCUGCACGCAUGGCUGUUGGCUGUGUCAUCGAGCUGGCUUCCAAAGUGGCCUCAGGAGAGCUGAAGAAUGGGUUUGCUGUUGUAAGGCCCCCAGGCCAUCAUGCUGAAGAAUCCACAGCCAUGGGGUUCUGCUUUUUUAAUUCAGUUGCAAUUACCGCCAAAUACUUGAGAGACCAACUAAAUAUAAGCAAGAUAUUGAUUGUAGAUCUGGAUGUUCACCAUGGAAAUGGUACCCAGCAGGCCUUUUAUGCUGACCCCAGCAUCCUGUAUAUUUCACUCCAUCGCUAUGAUGAAGGGAACUUUUUCCCUGGCAGCGGAGCCCCAAAUGAGGUUGGAACAGGGCUUGGGGAAGGAUACAAUAUAAAUAUUGCCUGGACAGGUGGCCUUGAUCCCCCCAUGGGAGAUGUAGAGUACCUUGAAGCAUUCAGGACUGUAGUGACGCCUGUGGCCAAAGAGUUUGAUCCAGACAUGGUCCUAGUUUCCGCUGGAUUUGAUGCAUUAGAAGGCCAUGCCCCUCCUCUGGGGGGUUACAAAGUGACAGCAAAAUGCUUUGGUCAUUUGACGAAGCAGUUGAUGACAUUGGCUGAUGGACACGUGGUGUUGGCUCUAGAAGGAGGACAUGAUCUCACAGCCAUCUGUGAUGCCUCAGAAGCCUGUGUAAAUGCCCUUCUAGGAAAUGAGCUGGAGCCGCUUGCCGAGGAUAUUCUCCACCAAACCCCGAAUAUGAAUGCUGUUGUUUCUUUACAGAAGAUCAUUGAAAUUCAAAGCAAGUACUGGAAGUCAGUAAGGAUGGUGGCUGUGCCAAGGGGUUGUGCUUUGGCUGGGACUCAGUUGCAGGAGGAGACCGAGACUGUUUCUGCCCUGGCCUCCCUGACGGUAGAUGUAGAACACCCCUUUGCUUCAGAAGAUAGCAGAACUGCUGGUGAGCCUAUGGAAGAGGAGCCAGCCUUGUGAAGUGCCAAGCCCCCCACCCCCAUAUUUCCUGUGUGUGACAUCAUUGUGUAUCCCCCCACCCAGCACCCUCAGACAUGUCUUGUCUGCUGCCUGGGUGGCACAGAUUCGAUGUAACGUAAACACUGGGCACAAAAUUCCGAACAGCAGCUUCACUUGUUCUUUGGAUGGACUUGAAAGGGCAUUAAAGAUUUCUAAAACGUAACCGCUGUGAUUCUCAAGUUACGGUGAACCACUAUUGGAAGAAACUGCUUCCAGCAUGCUUUUAAUAUGCUGGGUGACCCACUGCCAGGCCCUAAGUAUAAACUAAUAACAUCCAGUAUGGCAUUAGAUACUAUUAAUUAUUAUGGAUGCUAUGACAGCCAGAGAAAUUCUGGGCAAAACCUGAAAAAUACUCAUUCCUGACAUUCUGAUCAGUUUCUUAAUGGAUAAUUUUUGUCAGUCUUAAACUGUUUACAGGAUUUGUUUUCAGCUAUGAACGGACAGCAGUUCCCAAUAUAUUGCAGGGGUUGUUUUGUUUUGUUUGUUUUUUGGCCUUUGUUUUAAACACAUGGUUCAAUUCUUGCUAGUAAGAGUUCAAGAUGGAAAAACUGGGAUGAGGCUUUUUUCAAUAGAAUAAGCCAUCCUGUAUCUCAAAGUCCAAAUGCCAAAGGACCCUCCCAUACUGUAUGUAAUGGUGCAGUAUUUUAUGUCCAUUUUUUUAGAAGAAUAACCCUAUUUCCUUAACAUCCCUCUGUGUGUUCUCACACGUGGGGGAUUUGCAGUUGUAUUUGAGGAUGAGGUCUCCGGUUCCCCUCAUACGUCCCUUGCUUUGAUGAGAAGUAGUAUCAAGCAUAUGUUCCACAGAGGAUGGUCUUAAUUUUUUUUUCCAAAUCUAUCAAGAACCUAGUUUGCACUUUCCAUCUUCUUUCCUCCAGCACAUGCUUUUUCUUACCUUUCAUCCUUCCUUCCUUACAGAAAAGCUAAAGAUUACCCACAAUCUCCCUGGCUAUUCAGGAGAUUUGAGUAUUUCAUUAUUUUUAACUUUUCAGGUUAACACAGUUGCUUGGUGUGAUGUGUUCUUUUAGCUGAGACACCAUGGAGAUGAAGCAAUAUCACUGAAUUUUCUAGAUCUUCAAAAUGUGUUAAUGAAGGCAUUGCCUAUUUGAAGUCACCUUGAAUUGUGUUAACCUCAAAGUUGUGCCUUCCUGUGGGGGAAAAAACACACACACAAAAACACAUAUUUAACUUUUGCACAUGUUGCCUUAAUGUCAGAGGCUAAAAAUAAAGGACAUUUAUUUCUGAGAUGAAAAGCGAUUUACUAAAUAUAAAUAGGUUAUGCCCCUGCCUCCCUAAAUUUUAUUUCAAUAUAUAGCUCAAACACCUAAAGACAUUGAUGUAGAAUACCUCGCAGUAUUUAAUAUCUGACAAUGCUUUUGAAAGCGUUGAUGUUUCUUUUUAUAUAUUUUCCUAACUCAAAGGAUAUAUUAAACCCAUAAGGGAAGAUUGUCAUGCUUUUAUUCAGAAAUCUGAAAGAAACCUUAAUUAAAACAAGGUUUUAGGGAAGGCCAUGAUAUGAAAGAUACAGAACAAUAUGGUUUUAGUUAAAGAGGACUCUAACCUGUAAAUCAAAGAUGAAAGAUCUCACUCAAGUAGAAUUAUAUAACUCCCUUUUGUUAUACAGUCAGACCAUAUUUUUCAUGCAUUUGGUUUUCUUAGGAUUACCAUUUUAAUUUUAAAGACUUUUAUUACAUAUACAAAAAUGGCUGAAUACUUGGUUUAACAUCUUAGAAAUUUGAGACACCCUUUGAAAUAGGAAAUCUGAAAUGGUAUGUAACUCAGUAUUAAGUAAAAAUUAGUUUUAUUGCAUAAGGGGUAAGGUCAAUCUAGAUUCAUAAUAGUAAUGAAUUUUUGCAAAAAAAUUCAUAUUUUCAGAGAAAUUCGUGCCAGUCAUAUUUGCUAGCUCUUCUAUUUUCUGUAAUCGCUUGAGGAGAUUUACUUACAGAAAACCAAGUAGUGGAGCCAAAGGAAUCCCCACCCCCAACAAGGAAACUUACAUCAUAUUUUAAUUGGGAACGUAAUUGUGACUUUUUAAAAUCAACUUGAUAGUAACAAAUCUCAAUUAUUACUUUCAGUCCUCCCAGAUAUUUUUUAGAUGUUGAAUAAAAAAAUGAAACAGUACAGUGCAAGCAUACUACUUUGCUGAAGUUGCCUAUAAUAAUCUUGCCACUUACCUACUAUACACAACCAUCAACCUGAUAAAGCCAAAUCGCUAGGACAUCUCCAUGGUUAUUUAAAUUUAAUACAUGACACAUUAAUGAGUUUAUCACACAUCCUCCCAUGUGAUACUGUACCCAAUUGGUUAGGUCUUCAGGAUACUCGGAGAGGCAGAUAAACUAUGGAGAGGAUUAAUCACAGCUGAAUGUAGUUGUAAGAACAGAAUGCCAGUGCUUUUUGAUUAGACCGUUACAAACUGUAGCAUAGCCCCCGGGGACAGAAUGGAGGCUUUUGGAGAAUAUCAAUGCUUCUUUUGAGAUAGACCAGCACUUUUUAAAAGGGUGGUUUCAUGUGGUAAUAGUUUUCUUCACUUAUAUAUUUAAUUUUUAUUGCUCAUAAUAAGAGGUUAUUAGAACUCCUCUCUAAAUAUUAUCAAUAAUAUAUCUUUCUGAUCCGUACUUUGAAGGUUAAAUACACAAGCUUUCUCACAAUCUCAUAGCUCAUACAUGAUGAAUAAAAAUGAUGACUUUUUAGAAACCAAUUCGUAAACAAUCAUAGGGCUUUAAAAUGUUUUGAUAAUAAGUACCAAAAGAAAAUUUUCUCAAUUAUAUAGUACAAUCCAAGGUUGCAUAUAGAAUUUAAAAAUAGACAAUUUUAUUAGGAUAAGUAAAAUGGACUUCAAGUGGUAAUUGAGGCUAUUUAAUUAUUGCUUAGUAAAUAGGAAGAACAUUUUGAGAUGAAAUAUUUUAAAACAUUUUUAACAAAUUUACAACAUCGAUAUUAGAGAUAGAAAUCCACUUUUAGAGAAAACAGAGAUACUCAUGAAAAACUAUUGCAAAUCACAUUUCAUUACCAAUCAUAAGAAUUGAAACCUUGCCUUCAGUUUCGACUAUAACCCUUUGCAAAACUUUCACACACCUCUCACUGAAGAUGAGCAGAAGUACCUGGCUGGCUCAGAUAGUAGAGUGUGAAACUCUUGAUCUUGGGGUUGUAAGUUCAAGCCCCAGCUGGGUGUAGAGAUUACUCGAAACCUUUUUAUAAAAAAAGAAAGAAAGCAUUGAAAGCAGGACAACUCCUCACGCAAUUUCAGAAACUGUAAGGGCUGGUCUCUCCUAAUAGUUUAGUACUAUUUUGUUUCCGAAGGUCAUUCGUAAAGCUUUGUGGAUUUACUGGGUUUCAUCACAGACUCCAUAUGGAAGUAAAA
Molecule: messenger RNA, 6956 nt
Organism: Lutra lutra (Eurasian river otter)
Lineage: Eukaryota; Metazoa; Chordata; Mammalia; Carnivora; Mustelidae
Gene: HDAC9
Product: histone deacetylase 9
Exons: 27
Coding region: 287-3559 (1090 amino acids)
Biological process (GO): chromatin organization; negative regulation of transcription by RNA polymerase II
Cellular component (GO): histone deacetylase complex
Molecular function (GO): histone deacetylase activity
Source: RefSeq, a predicted model, not a curated record